AUGGCCCGUGGAGGAGAGCGCAAGCCACUGAUAUCGGAGACCACAAGCAAUGCAGAACUAACUGUCUCGACUGUCUGCGCAUUCAACUCUGACUUUGACUGUCUGAGUGACUCGUGCAGGCGACGCCGUACACUAAGGGGCAAUGAGCAGGAGGACGAUGAAUAUUACAUUUCCAUGGUAGAGCAGGGAACUAGUCUCGUGGCUAUCGAUGAGAAGAACGGAGGACGCAUCGUUGGCAUAGUUUUGGCUGCUGCUCAUGUACCUAGCGAUUUGAAUAGAUAUUCCACAGGUGUUUUGGCACUAACUGACUUUGAACGCAUCGACAUAUUUAUAGCAAAAGUCGAGAACGCAGCCAAUCUCUUCCAGCGUUACGGCGUCUCUAAGAUGCUCUGCUCACACAUCACCAAUUGUGAUGCCACAAUGCGUGGCAAAGGACUGGGCGCACGUCUAACUGUCGCUCUAAUCGAAGUGGCUCGUUCCAAGGGCUGCCCCCUGUUGGUGGCAAACUGCACCAGCUUCUAUUCGGCACGCCAGAAGCAGGCCUUGGGCAUGGAGUGCGUCUACAAAUUAGCCUAUGAGGACUACAAGGAUGAAACCGGUCAAGUUGUAUUCAACCCACCUGAGCCGCAUACACAUAUACGCGUGAUGGCCAUUAAACUAUAA
Molecule: messenger RNA, 663 nt
Organism: Drosophila arizonae
Lineage: Eukaryota; Metazoa; Arthropoda; Insecta; Diptera; Drosophilidae
Product: arylalkylamine N-acetyltransferase-like 2
Source: RefSeq, a predicted model, not a curated record